This is a messenger RNA of Andrographis paniculata, 420 nucleotides long. RefSeq lists its product as uncharacterized. The transcript is spliced from 2 exons. The record is from RefSeq and is a predicted model, not a curated record. NCBI's taxonomy places the organism in Eukaryota, Viridiplantae, Streptophyta, Magnoliopsida, Lamiales, Acanthaceae. Gene Ontology annotation, cellular component: mitochondrion. The coding region runs from base 36 to 281 and encodes 81 amino acids.
UCGAAUUGGGGGAGAGCUGGAGAGGGAAGCUCGUGAUGGUUGUGGCGUUGGAUUUUCAGGAUUUUCUUCUUCGAGCUAGGGUUCUGAAGCUCUACAGGCAAGCCCUAAGGAUUUCGAGGAGAGCGCCAGGCGAUUCUAAAGAUGAAUUAAGACAUGUAAUGAGACAGGAGAUGGAAAACAACCGGACUUGCAAAGACAGACAGCAGAUUAGAUUCUUGAUCAGCGAUGGAUUGGAGAGAUUAAAGAGGUUGGAUGAGACACUCGAUAUGCAAGGGCGAUAAUCCCACCGGUAUUUGUUAAUGUUAUCUAAAUGUUCUUGUUAACAUCCCCCGAUUCAUCGACAAAACAUACAAUAAUCCCAUUUGUUGUUUGAUUGAAUUAAAGCUUAAAUGAAUUCAAGAUGUUGUUCUAUUUACAAAA